UUUUUGUAUCAUAACCUCUUUUGUUAUAUAACAAUGUACAUAUGUACAUAAUUCCAUGUAUCAUGUAUCCAUACAUCCAUGUAUCAUUUACAAUGAUACAAAGACACUACUUAAUGUCCUCCAGUAAAUUUUGUGUAUUUUAAUUUGUUGAUGCGAAAUAAAUAUUUAAAAAUGGAAGCAAAAGCUAGGUUUAGUAAAUGUUGCAAUCCUUUAAAAUUAGUAAAUCAUCCUGCGAGUAAAGGAUUAAGAUUAGCUUCGGCAAAGCUUCAAGAAUCAUGGAAUUUGUCGCGUUUCGAUUACUUGUGCUCAACUUGUAGGAAGACAUUAGGAUCUCUUAAAUCGGUUGCAUUUGGAUCAAGUCAUAAAAUUAAUGAGUGUGAUGAAAGUGACAAUGGAUGCAAUACUGGAGAUGAAGAUUCUGAUAUCGAUGGCAUUAUUGUUGACGAUAAUGUUUCAGAUGAUAUUAGCAAUACUGAAUACUGUCAGAUAACUGAUCCGAUAUCUACUGGUGAUUCGUUUUCCUCAGGAUUGAAGUCAUUGUCAGGAGAAGAAGUUACCCGUACGAUGCCGGUUUUGAGUUUCAACUCAACUACCUGUUAUCAACCAAGCAUUGCUUUUAUUAAAUAUUCCUCAGAUAGAUAAAUAUACAAUUAAUAAUCCAAUUUAGUUGAGUGAGAAGUACAAUGAAAUUUGCUCUACAUUUGCAACAUUAUUGGGAUUAGAUAAUGUCUCCAAUCAUUAUGAGAAUUCAAUCAAUUAGAAUAUUUUAAUAAAUCCCAAAUCUAAGUUUGAUAGUGAAGAAACGACUCGAGCUCAAAAAUUACAAAUUUUAACUAUAUUGCCUAGUGAUUGGAGCAUUCAAAAAGUUUGUGACAUUAUGGGUGCUACGAAACACAUGACAAUAAUGUCGAAAUCAUUAAAAUGAAAUAAAGGUGUACUUUCAGUGCCAGAACAAAAAAAAGGACGUCCCUUAUCAGACGAUAUUAAAUGUAAAGUCAUCGAAUUCUAUAAAAAUGACGAUGUGAGCGUAAACUUACCUGGCAUGAAAGAUUUCAUAUCUGUACGCAACGAUAAUGGUUAAAGAGAACACGUCCAGAAAAAACUCAUACUCUACAAUUUGAAAGAACUGUACGUUACUUUCAAAGAACAAUAUCCAGAUGAUAAUAUAGGAUUCUCUAGCUUUGCAUCAUUGAGACCAGUUAACUGUGUGCUUGCAGGAUCCAGUGGUACGCAUACUGUUUGUGUAUGUGCCAUUCAUCAAAAUAUAAAACUUAUGAUGUUGGGAUUUAACUUAUCAACGCUAACUCGUAAUACGACUGUUCCUUUGGUACACUACAGUGAUUGUUUCAAGCUAAUUCUAUGUUCCGAUCCGUCACCCAAUUGUUACUUAUCAAAAUGUGAGAAAUGUCCAGGAAUCGGUGGCCUUCAGCAGCUAUUGGAAAGUGUAUUUGAUGAAAAUGCUAUAGAUGAAAUUAAUUAUAAGUAUUGGAUAUCGAGUCCCCGCUGUAGCCUUGAAACACUCACUAAGAGCUCGUCAGAAUUUGUUGAAAUAUUUUGUGAGCAUAUAAACAAUCUUUUACCGCAUGAUUUUAUUGCCAAAUCGCAAUCUGCUUUCAUGAAGCAGGCAAAAGAAUCAUUGCAAGAUGGAGAGUUUUUAGCUGUUUGUAAUUUUGCAGAGAAUUACGCGUUUAUAAUACAAGAUGCAGCGCCGGGAUUCCAUUGGAACAAUAAUCAAGCGACAAUUUUUCCUGUAGUCAUUUACUUUAAGCAGAAUGGUGAGCUUACGCAUCGAAGUUAGAUAAUUAUUUCUGACAGCAUGAACACGAUGCAAUUGCUGUCUAUGUUUAUUUGAAAAUUGUUACCGAUUUCGUCAAAGAAUUGAAUCCCAAUGCAACUAAAAUUAUUUACUAUUCCGACGGCGCUCCACACAAUUCUCACUUUAAAAAAUGCAAUUUAAAGUUUAAAAAUCGAAAAUGACGUAUUAAGACACUUUAAAUAAUUUUUUUGAAUUUUUUUUCGAAAAGUACAUUGAAAAACAAAACUUUUAUGUGGAAUGGUAAUUUCCAUGUGGAUGAGUUUUAAAAAAGUUACGGGCUAAAAACCACAGAAAGAGCUGUUUUUUUUUUAAAACUUGAUAUCUUUGGAACGAAUUAUCAAAAAAUUCCAAAAUUUAGGAGGAAGGGUUUUUCGAUAUAUAUAGUCAAAAUGGCGGUACAAACUACGGAGACAGCCGAAAUUAAACGGAAACAUCCGAAUAGAGGUUUUUGAAGUGAAAACUUCUUUAGAAUGGGUGUGAUUUGAGAAAAAAAAACGCGCUAAUGUAGUGGGGAAAGGAAACCAGCGAUGUAGUGUGGGAAGAAACUGCAUUAAUACUAAAUGAGAAGAGAAAAAGAGACAAACAUAUAGGAUUGAGCCUGCGAGAGAAUGAGACAGAAUAAAGCUGUACAAGUUUUUCUAUUCUUGGUCUUUGCUUCGUAGUCCCACUCCUGGCUACUAAGCUUUGUAUAUGUGUGUGUUGUGUGCGACUGCAUACUACGAAGCGUAGACACAUACAAUAAUUUCGAUACAAAACCUGUUUGUAGGUAGGAGUGAUAGAAAGGUAAUAGAAUAAACAGAAGAAGCAUGUAGGCGACAUAAAAAUAAGGUACAACGAAUCGACGGUCGAAAUAAAAAAAAAGGUGUAUUAGUAUAUUACAUACCUAGGGCGGUAAAGUAAGAAAUGUUUCAGAGCACAUGUAAUUGUUGUGCGAGGCGAAGCCGAGGUCAAUAAACAUGUGCUCUGAGGUUUUCUUAUUUAUUGCCCAAGGUGUUUAUACUUUUUUUCUGCUCGACGUAGGCGGAAAGCGGCAACUUCGUUUUACACAGCUGGCGGAAAGUUGACACUUUCCGCACGGAGUGGUGAAAAGUCUUUUUUUGUAAGUUGUAUAAGUGUUAAGUUGUAUAAGUGUGUAAGUCUGGGUGAGCUAGAAGGGUUCCCAAACGAUACCGAUACUUCGUUUAUUUUAAUUAUAAUAUUUGCAUAUUCAGGAAAUUUAUACUAAUUUUUCAAUAAAAAAGAAACAUUGCUAAAUAGAAGAAUUCUAUCUUAAUUAACACUAUUUGGAAAGUGAUAGUUUUUGGUAGCUAUUCACACCCUAAGAUCAUACCGAUGCCCUUUGAUAUAUAUGGUAAUAAUAUUAUAAUAAAUAAAUCCUACAAUUAUCUUA
This is a messenger RNA of Polistes dominula (European paper wasp), 3206 nucleotides long. RefSeq lists its product as uncharacterized. The record is from RefSeq and is a predicted model, not a curated record. NCBI's taxonomy places the organism in Eukaryota, Metazoa, Arthropoda, Insecta, Hymenoptera, Vespidae.